CCCUCCCCCCGGGGAGCCUGGGCGGCGGGUGCUGCCCGCCCGCCUUCCCGGAGCAGCCGUCGCCUUGGCCAGCCCAGCUGCCGCGGGAGCCUCAGCAGCGGCGGCGGCAGGAGGCAGCAGGCAGGCGCCGGAGCAGCAGCCAUGAGCCAGGCAACGGCCGCUUCUUGCGUCUCCUCUCCAUCCUCGUCUCCAUCCUCCGUAGCAGCAGCAGCAGCAGAAGCGCCCUCCGCUCGCGGCUCCCCGGCGUCCGGCAGCCCCAGCCCGGCGGGACCAUGAAGCGGCAGAACGUGCGGACGCUGGCGCUGAUCAUCUGCACCUUCACCUACCUUCUGGUGGGCGCCGCCGUCUUCGACGCGCUGGAGUCCGAGGCGGAGACGGCCGACCGGACGGCCCUGGAGGAGAAGCAGCUGGAACUGAAGAGCAAGUACAACCUGAGCGAGGCCAACUACUGCGAGCUGGAGGGGGUGGUCCUCAAGCUCAAGCCCCACAAGGCCGGCGUCCAGUGGAAGUUCGCCGGAUCCUUCUACUUCGCCAUCACCGUCAUCACCACCAUCGGGUACGGCCACGCGGCCCCGAGCACCGAUGGCGGGAAGGUCUUCUGCAUGUUCUACGCCCUGCUGGGGAUCCCGCUCACCCUGGUCAUGUUCCAGAGCCUCGGGGAGAGGAUUAACACGCUGGUGAGGUACCUCCUGCACCGCAUCAAGAAGUGCCUUGGGAUGAGGCGGCCGGAGGUCUCGAUGGCCAACAUGGUGACCAUCGGCUUCUUCUCCUGCAUUAGCACCCUCUGCAUCGGGGCCGCCGCCUUCUCCUACUAUGAAAACUGGACCUUCUUCCAGGCCUACUACUACUGCUUCAUCACGCUCACCACCAUCGGCUUCGGAGACUAUGUGGCCCUGCAGAAGGAGCAGGCUCUGCAGACUCAGCCCCAGUACGUGGCCUUCAGCUUCAUCUACAUCCUCACCGGCCUGACCGUGAUCGGCGCCUUCCUCAACCUGGUGGUGCUGCGCUUCAUGACCAUGAACGCCGAGGACGAGAAGAGGGACGCCGAGCACCGGGCGCUGCUCAGCCGCAACGGCCAAGCCAGCAGCGUCCACACCACGGACACCACGGCGUCCUCCACGGCCGCCGCGCUGGGGGGCGUGGGGGUGGGCGGCGGGGCCGGGGGGCGUGGGGGCUUCCGGAAUGUCUAUGCUGAGGUCUUGCACUUCCAGUCCAUGUGCUCCUGCCUCUGGUACAAGAGCCGGGAGAAGCUGCAGUAUUCCAUCCCUAUGAUCAUCCCCAGGGACCUCUCCACCUCGGACACCUGCAUGGAACAGAGCCACUCGUCUCCGGGGCGGUACCCCGAGACGCCGCCCAACCGGUGCUUCUGCAACGCCCAGCGCUCGGCCAUCAGUUCUGUCUCCACGGGCCUGCACAGCCUCUCCGCCUUGCAGGGACUCAUGAAGCGGCGCAGCUCGGUCUGAAGGCUGGGGAGACCCUCUCCGGGACUGUCCUAAAUGGCAGAGGAAGGGGAGGAGGAGAGCGGUGGGGGUGGGGUGGGGAGAUAGGCAGGCAGAGACCCCAGGCUGGGAGGAAUGGUGUCCACCGUAACCAAGAACUCAUACAGGUGACAAUCUAAAGGGAAGGGAAGAGUCAGCAGCUGGGCCGGGCGUCGUGGGCCUAGGAGGACAGAGUAAGAGAUGGGUUGGCUCCCUGGGUCAUGGGGAAAGCGAGUCAUGGAGAGCUCAGAGGGGGCUCAGCUGCAGAAAAAGGGGGGUGAGAUAUGGAGGUCAAGCUGCUCCAGAGGCGCCAGCUGCUUCGAGCCCAUUCUUCCCUGGAAGGGAGUCCUGCCAGGCGCUCUUCUGAAUGCUCCCAGUUGCAGAAGCUCCGCAAAAAUGUGAAACUUGAAAAUCGGGG
Molecule: messenger RNA, 1896 nt
Organism: Podarcis raffonei (Aeolian wall lizard)
Lineage: Eukaryota; Metazoa; Chordata; Lepidosauria; Squamata; Lacertidae
Gene: KCNK3
Product: potassium two pore domain channel subfamily K member 3
Exons: 2
Coding region: 273-1463 (396 amino acids)
Biological process (GO): stabilization of membrane potential; potassium ion transmembrane transport
Cellular component (GO): membrane
Molecular function (GO): open rectifier potassium channel activity; potassium ion leak channel activity
Source: RefSeq, a predicted model, not a curated record